Aspergillus ochraceoroseus IBT 24754 is the source of this 2261-nucleotide messenger RNA. It is a transcript of the gene sidI, whose product is annotated as putative long-chain-fatty-acid-CoA ligase. The coding region runs from base 501 to 2261 and encodes 586 amino acids. The transcript is spliced from 5 exons. The record is from RefSeq and is a predicted model, not a curated record. Lineage: Eukaryota; Fungi; Ascomycota; Eurotiomycetes; Eurotiales; Aspergillaceae. Gene Ontology annotation, molecular function: medium-chain fatty acid-CoA ligase activity. Gene Ontology annotation, biological process: fatty acid metabolic process.
GGGAAAAUACCAAUCAAUUAUUAUCACAUACGCAUACUGCAAUACCUCAUGGCCAAUUAUAAUUCCAUCUCAACCUCCACAAGAACAACGGAUCUCUGGGUUGGUUCGUUUAUGCGGUGGAGAAAUCUCUAGACUGCCAAGAGCCUCCUUAGUCUGUCGGGAACAGGAUCUGAUAUGGAAGGAUUGCUUUUUUUUAAUUUCUUCUAGACGAGUUGACCGGAAUUGUUUCAAUUCAGCUGGGUCUGAAAGUGGGUAAUACACCGAGAAAUGGCAGAGGAAGUUAACCUGUAAUUUUCUUCCUCGAAUUGCUGGUUUGCGGGCUUCGCUAGUCUCCGCAAUAGCAAUGACCGGGGGGGAGGGAUGAUCGAGUUCCGAGGUAGACAGAUUUUCCUUGAAAAAAAAAUCGUAAUGCUGGGUUCUGUAUUUAAUGAAUCGCUUGCUCCUCUGCCUGCUUGGCCGCGCUGUUCUGCAAGUGUCUGGUAUCACUCCCAUCCGCGAAAAUGGCGACUGUGCGACGACUCCAGCAAACCCUUUCCCAUAUUCAGACACCUCCAGCACCCCAACAACUCUCGAUAGUGUAUGGGGAAACAGAGCCAGAGCUCCUAGAUAUCACGCUUGGUGAGCUUUUGGCUCUCCAAAGCCUUCAAUGUGGUGACUAUGAGUGUCUAGUAUUCCCUUGGACAGGGGCGCGGUGGUCUUAUGCAGACCUGAAUGAUGAGGCCGAUCGAGUGGCCCGUGGCAUGCUGGCCAUGGGAAUUCAGAAGGGAGAUCGCAUUGGUAUUAUGGCUGGCAAUUGUGAACAGUAUAUCUCAAUUUUCUUCGCAGCUGCUCGUGCUGGAGCCAUCUUAGUAGUCUUGAACAACACGUAUACUCCUUCAGAGCUAUACUAUGCACUUGACCAUACAGACUGUCGAUUCUUGUUCCUGACUUCCCGGAUCGGCCGCCAUUCUCUAGAAGAAGUUCUAGAAAAACUUGGACCUCAGCCCAGACAGGACGGAACUUCAAAGGCAUUGGAGGAGAUCAUCGUCAUUCGCGGGCAGUAUAAAAACUUCAGCACAUAUAAGGAUGUCAUUGAACGGGGAUUGCUGCUUCCAAGCAAUGCUCUGCUGGAGCGAGAGGCCGACCUACAGCCGGAUGACGUUUGCAAUCUGCAAUUCACCAGCGGCUCGACUGGAAACCCCAAAGCUGCGAUGUUGACGCAUCAUAACCUCGUGAAUAACUCCCGCUUCAUUGGCGAUCGCAUGAACCUCACCUCAUUCGACAUCCUUUGCUGCCCCCCUCCGCUGUUUCACUGUUUUGGUCUGGUACUUGGUAUGCUCGCAGUUGUUACUCACGGAUCAAAAAUCGUCUUCCCCAGCGAAACAUUCGAUCCCCGGGCAGUUCUACAUGCUAUAUCCGACGAAAAAUGCACGGCCCUCCAUGGGGUUCCAACGAUGUUUGAAGCCAUUCUCAGCAUUCCCGCACCGGAAAAUUUCGACUGCAGCAACCUUCGCACCGGCAUUAUCGCGGGAGCUCCUGUGCCUCGACCAUUGAUGAAGCGGUUGUUCGCAGAGCUAAAUAUGACGCAAUAUACCAGCAGCUACGGUCUCACCGAGGCAUCGCCUACCUGCUUCAACGCGCUUACCACAGAUAGCAUUGAGACGCGCCUGAGGACUGUCGGAAAAGUGAUGCCACACGCGAAAGCGAAGAUUAUCGAUGCGGAAGGUCGCAUCGUUCCCGUUGGCCAACGUGGAGAGCUGUGCAUGGCCGGCUACCAACUGACAAAAGGCUACUGGAACAAUCCCGAGAAAACUGCCGAGAGUCUGAUCACCGAUAUGGACGGAACUACAUGGCUGAGGACAGGCGAUGAGGCCAUGUUUACUCCUGAAGGCUACUGCACGAUCACCGGUCGAUUCAAGGACAUUAUCAUCAGAGGCGGAGAAAACAUCUACCCCUUAGAAAUCGAGGAGCGCUUAUCCUCUCACCCUGCUAUCGAGGUCGCGUCCGUCAUCGGUAUUCCAGACCACAAGUACGGCGAGGUAGUGGGGGCCUUCAUCGCCGUAGCACCCGAACACCAGGGAAAGCGCCCAUCUGACGAAGCGCUUCGAGUGUGGACACGGGAGACACUGGGGCGCCACAAGGCGCCACAGUAUUUCUUCGUCUUUGGUGAAGAAGGAGUGGAUCGGACUAUUCCUGUGACUGGAAGCGGCAAAGUACGGAAGGUGGAUUUGCGCAACAUCGCGGCGAAGGUUUUGGAGCAGCGCACAAAAGAAAAAAAUUAG